Messenger RNA from Dicentrarchus labrax (European seabass), 420 nucleotides. RefSeq names its product ribosomal protein S28 (gene rps28). Gene Ontology annotation, molecular function: structural constituent of ribosome. Lineage: Eukaryota; Metazoa; Chordata; Actinopteri; Moronidae. The record is from RefSeq and is a predicted model, not a curated record. Gene Ontology annotation, biological process: translation; ribosomal small subunit assembly; maturation of SSU-rRNA. The transcript has 4 exons. Gene Ontology annotation, cellular component: ribosome; cytosolic small ribosomal subunit. The coding region runs from base 87 to 296 and encodes 69 amino acids.
UUAAAUUUGAAAAAGAUUAAGAAUUACAGUUGCCAUAUAUCCCCGCCGUGCCCCACGUGACUUCCUUUCCGGUCUAACCUGACAACAUGGACGCCAGCCGCGUGCAGCCGAUUAAGCUCGCAAGAGUCACCAAGGUGCUCGGAAGAACUGGUUCCCAGGGACAGUGUACACAGGUCCGUGUUGAGUUCAUGGACGACAGCAACCGCUCCAUCAUCAGGAACGUGAAGGGCCCAGUGAGAGAAGGAGAUGUGCUGACACUUCUGGAGUCUGAAAGAGAAGCCAGGAGGCUGCGAUAGUGCCCGCUGAAGCUGUGAGGUGUAAAUCCAACGCUGUGGAGCACAAGGCAUCAUCGGUUUCACUUGGAAUGGCCAACAUCUCACUUGUUCAGAUGUUUUGAAAUAAAUUUGGGUAUUAAGAUGA